AUGUCCGACGAGGCGAGCCGGGUCGCCGUGGCGAAUGAAUCUGCGCCGAGGGAACUCCCGUCCUCACCACCGACAACAUCUCCAGACGCCAAAGACAGACAACAUAGACAGGACGUGAUGGAGAACUCACGGGAGAUUCGACCGCCGCUACCCCCAAGACCAACGAAUCUGGAUUUACUAGAUGAAAGGGGAUCUGGCGGGUCUGUCAGGUUGCCAAAGCGGAUGGCCUCGCGACCGAACUUGCAAGCACGACCAACCACCGCGGUUUCCCUGACUGAUGUACACACGUCAAAUGAUCCACAAGACCAUGGUUCGCCGACUCUUGCUCAUUCCAGCCGGCCUGUAUCCAGAAAACAGAGUACGGCCACCAUGGACCGGUUUCGAAGUCGCGUGGGCAGUGACGCAGCUGAAACAAGCAGUGUUCGCAGCUUCGCUAACACCCUUGGAACAGGCGCCGAGAUGGAAAGUCUUCUCGGUGACCCGUUUCCUACUAGCCCUGCUUGGAAAUCGCUGAGUGCGCAACUCGAAAAGGAAAACCCAAUGGAUCACGUUUUUGAUGAGGAUGACAUCUUCAGCCUUCGCAUGCAUCAUGAAUUUGACGAGUUGGAGGAGUUUAGAGCCAAUGGCACGAAUGAGGAGUUUUUGAUGAAUUCGUGGACUGCGAAACUCAAGCAUUUCUUCAUUCUUUCGUCGGCGGGAAAGCCCAUCUGGAGUAGGCAUGGAGACGAUCAGGUUAUCGCCAAUCACAUUGGAAUACUACAGACUCUCAUCUCGUUCUAUCAGGACGUGGACGACAAUCUACGAGGCUUCACUGCUGGAAACGCGAGGUUCGUGAUUCUGUCCAAGGGUCAUCUGAAUCUGGCGGCCAUCAGCAGACUCGGCGAGAGUGACUUGCAGCUUAAGACGCAGUUGGAAUCUCUGUAUAUGCAGAUCCUUUCGACACUGACUCUACCGAGCAUGCAACGCAUGUUCUCUAAUCGACCUUCCACAGACUUACGACGACCACUACAAGGCACAGAGGUGUUACUCGGAGCCUUGGCAGAUGGCUUCACAAGAGGUUCCUUACCAACACUUCUAUCUGCACUUGAAUGCCUGAAGAUCAGAAAAGCUCAUCGCCAAGUCAUCAACAACACUCUUCUCAAAGUCAAAUCACCAAAUCUGCUCUACGGUCUCAUGGUAGCAGGUGGACGUCUAGUCAGUGUAGUACGACCACGAAAACACUCUCUCCACCCAGGCGACCUCCAACUCAUCUUCAACAUGCUCUUCGAAGCCGGCAGCGUCAAAGCCGGCGGUGGCGAGAACUGGAUCCCGCUAUGUCUGCCUGGUUUCAACAAUACUGGAUUCUUGUACAUGUAUGUUAGUUUCUUGGACAUUGGUGCAGAUCACGCAAAAGUAUCGGAAGAAAGAUCGCAAGCUUCGACUUCUCCUCGCGAUGACGAUCAAUUGGCUAUCAUCCUCAUCAGCGCGGAUAAAGAGGCCUUUUACGAAUUACGCCAGAUGCGCGACGACUUGAUAGAGGUUCACUACGCGUGCGCAAAGGAUGCAGUCGCACUUGGUUGGGAAACCAAGGAGUAUGAAUUUUACGGUGUCGCCGGGGCGGGAGUGAAGAGGGAGACUGUGGCUAAAGCGGCACAAGAGGUCAUCAAGUGGGUCAGGAAAGAAGAGGAGAGGGUGUUUAUCAUCGGUGGUGCUGUGUUCUAA
Aureobasidium uvarum is the source of this 1701-nucleotide messenger RNA. NCBI's taxonomy places the organism in Eukaryota, Fungi, Ascomycota, Dothideomycetes, Dothideales, Saccotheciaceae. The record is from the annotation of a GenBank genome assembly.